Molecule: messenger RNA, 1800 nt
Organism: Phytophthora nicotianae INRA-310
Lineage: Eukaryota; Oomycota; Peronosporomycetes; Peronosporales; Peronosporaceae
Exons: 7
Coding region: 1-1800 (599 amino acids)
Source: RefSeq, a predicted model, not a curated record
AUGUCCGGUUUUAGACUACGCUGGUCUGAACUAACGAAAGAGGGGUGGCAUUCGAGACUGCCAACGGGCUUCCCAAACAACUACACGUACCUCAAGCCUGGAAAGACCAAGAAGGACGUGCGAGGUGUGGAUUAUUUCGUGGGCGAAGAGGAACUGAUGAAAUAUUUGGACCGGGUUGAUUUAGCGGCGAAGGACUCUCUCUCAGAUGUUAGCAGUGCCGCAGUAAUCAAAGACGUCCCGAAUCCUCCAAACGACGUCCACCGUACGUUAUCUUGUAUAAUACAUUCUACUGCCGCUCUAUUCCUGUAUCUCUCAUUUAUUCUGUAUGUAUCCGAAACAGCGUGCACAUCAACACCAGAAGAAACUCAACUCCCUGAUUACAACGACGAAGCCUCUAACGAAGAGUCUGUGUCUCCUACUCUGCGGUAUGAAUCUCCUCACGUGACCCACCGAGAGUCACAAUCGCCAGUUGAUUCUUCAGACGGCAGCAGAAACGAAGUACCGAGAAAUGAGGAUGUUGAAUUUCGUCGUGCGAGAACUGCUGCGGAUAAGUCAGAUGUGAAUGUCUAUCAAGAUAUGGGCAACCCCGAUGACUUUACUGCAAUGGUGUCUGAUGCUGAGAACGUUAAUGCUGCCUCUGGUGAUGAAGAGUGCGUGGAGAAAGAAGACAAUCCGCUCGACGAAGCGACGGCAACGAAGAGGACACAUCUGAAGAUGCAGAGUUCGACAAGGAUUUCCGUCAAGCUGCUGGUGGUAUUGCUGGCAUUACCGGAGACGGAUGCAGUAUCAUUCACGCCCUACCCAUACUUAGACCAACCGUAUGAGGCUCGCAGCAGUGAUUCUAUCAGUACCGAGUUUCCAAAUCUUUAUAAAGGUGACUAUAGACCGUCGGCUCGAGUACUCGAAGCAGCUUCAACAGUGGUGGGGAGUUUCUUCUAUUUCGUUCAACCACAUUUGUGGAACAAUAUUGCUGAGGCGUCCAAUGAUUAUUUCAUGGAGAAGAUCGACGAACGAGUGGAGGAUGAGUUCCAGAAGCAGCUAGUCCGCGAAAGGGAACAACCGCGGUAUCGAAAGUGUACACGGGAGGAGAUAAAAAAACUCUCUUUUGGGAACCCCGGACAUAUCAGCUCGAGAGCUAUGCAUUUUAUCGGUCUUUUAAUUGCUCGAACGAUAGCUUCUAACAAGGAGAGGUUAGCGCAUCACUGGAGAACUACAGACGAAGGUGCAAUUCCGCGCGGUCGAUUCGGACUCUACAUGACAAGAGACCGCUUCAUGCACAUCUCGCGAAACCUGCACUUCAGUAACAACGCUGAUCAUCGGGCCGUAAGUGACCGGGCAUGGAAACUCCGUCCUGUGAUAGAUGCACUCCAAGAACGUUUCAAAUCCGGAUACUGGCCGCCACCCGUAAUGGCCUUUGAUGAGGCAAUGCUACCGUUGAGGGUAUACAAGAAAGACAAACCCCACAAGUGGGGAACUAAGCUAUUCAUGCUGUGCUGCUCUUCUUCAGCUUACUGCAUCCGGUUCGAAGUUUACUGCGGGAAAACCCAAACCUGUGUGAACACUGCUGGGACUGACGCGAAGUCCGGACCAGCCGCUGUCGUUCGAAACCUGAAAGAGGUGUUUGGACGUUGUGGAUCGAGUGAAAAGCGAUUGAUUGUUACAGAUCGAUUUUACACGUCCCCUACGCUGGCCAUGCAGCUUCUGACCCUCGGGUUCUAUACUAUUGGUACUGUUAAUGACCAACCGGGAGGAGUUUUGGAAGGAAAUCGUGGAAAAAAAAGAGAUCCUCUGAUGUGCUGA